GUUCAAUGUUGGCCAGAGACAAAUAUCAAAGUGGUGUAGAAAACCAUUUUUCAUUCUUUUUGGAAUGAAAAAAAAUAAUAAACGGAUAUGGCUGAACAUUGUAAUUAUAUCAAAGAAAAGGUAUAUAUUACCUGUGAUGAAGUGAAGCUAGAAGAAAAAUCAGGAAUCGUGGAUAUUUUUGAACAAUACAUAGACGAAGAAGGAGUUCACGAUAGAGAAGAAUAUAUAAUUAAGAAUGAAGAAAAUGAUACAAAACCCUUAUUUGAAGAACUCAAUGCAAAUCAUUCAUCAUCUGCCAUUCUAAUCGAAGAAGUUUAUUCCGCAGGUGAAGAAAAAUAUCCUGAUAAGCACAUGCAGUGUAACCAUACUGCCAAAACUGAAGUUGAUAAGAAAUGGCAUGUUAAAUCUCCUCUUUUGAAUAUCAAGAAUUGCAAGUGUCCUUUGUGUGAUUUUGAGACCAAUUACAAAGAAGACCUUGCAUUACAUAUCAAAUCUGUUCAUUCAAGUAUCAAGUGUGACUCAUGCGAAUUUGUUACGAGUGAGAAAGACAACCUCAAACAGCAUGCCGACUCAGUUCAUUUUAAACAAAGAUGUACAGACGUUACAAUAAGAGACAACCCUGAGGAUGUUUUGAAAGAGUUCUCAAUCCAUGAGGAGAAGACUGGAGACUGGACCAUAGAAAGCUGCGACUGGUCCCUUGUAGCCUAG
This is a messenger RNA of Coccinella septempunctata (seven-spotted ladybird), 708 nucleotides long. Its product is annotated as zinc finger transcription factor Trps1-like. The transcript is spliced from 3 exons. Bases 88 to 708 code for a protein of 206 amino acids. The record is from RefSeq and is a predicted model, not a curated record. NCBI's taxonomy places the organism in Eukaryota, Metazoa, Arthropoda, Insecta, Coleoptera, Coccinellidae.